This is a messenger RNA of Aspergillus sclerotioniger CBS 115572, 2664 nucleotides long. RefSeq lists its product as uncharacterized. The transcript is spliced from 2 exons. Lineage: Eukaryota; Fungi; Ascomycota; Eurotiomycetes; Eurotiales; Aspergillaceae. Bases 382 to 2538 code for a protein of 718 amino acids. The record is from RefSeq and is a predicted model, not a curated record.
CCUCACAGCUCCACUCACCACAGUGUCUGGCCCUCAGCCAUCUGCCAUUUAUGUCGGUCCUUCUCUUCGCCUUCCAAGUGCCCCCAGGAUAUGCGCCUUCUUCGCACGAGAGCUCCAAUGCUGGAACUUGUAGAGGUCGACAAGGAACAGAUUGAAAGCGGAGAGAUACACUAUGCGAUUCUCUCGCACAGAUGGGGCGAUGAUGAAAUCACAUUUCAAGAUAUUCCCUAUCUGCAUAAUGAUGAAAAGAAGAAGACCAAAGGCUACCAGAAGGUCAGGCGCUUCUGCGAAAAAGUCGCAAAUCAUUUCGAGUAUGCCUGGAUAGACACUUGUUGUAUCAAUAAAGACAGCAGCGCGGAGCUGUCAGAAGCCAUCAACUAGAUGUUUCGUUGGUAUAAACGGGCGGGCAAAUGUUAUGCUUACCUGAAUGAUGUUUCGCCGAGUGCCGAUCGGGAGCAGCUAUAUGUCAAUAUGAAGCGAAGUCGGUGGUUCGAACGCGGUUGGACACUCCAAGAGCUGAUCGCACCCUCUGAUGUCAUGUUUCUUGCCAAGAAUUGGACUGAAAUAGGGUGCAGGAAGAGCCUCAGUGCAUUGAUAUCGGAGAUAACGCUUAUUGAUGAGUCCGUACUGCAGGGGGAUUCGCACCUGCAAAGGUUUAGCAUUGCGAAAAAGAUGUCAUGGGCCUCUGGCCGAGUAACCACGAAACGUGAAGACAUCGCCUAUUGCCUGAUGGGCAUUUUUGACGUUAGCAUGCCAUUGUUGUACGGAGAGGGUGAUAAGGCCUUCAUAAGACUGCAGGAGGAGAUCAUGAAGGACUCAGACGAUCAAACACUCUUUGCGUGGGAGAACUCCGCUGUUUCGAUGGACCACCCGAGUGGCCUGCUUGCUCGAUCCCCGAUGGACUUCAGGAACUCGGGAAAUAUAAUCCCUUUCAAAUUCUCCAAGGCAACCAUGCCAUUUUCGGUGACCAAUAGAGGUAUAAGACUUGAUUUGCCUCUACUGAGAGCCCCGGAUGUGGACGUACAAGAAGCGGAUACAUGGACACCUGGUGUUGACAUCCUGGCUCUAGAGUGCCGGGAUGCGUCGAACUCCUUUUUUCCGAAACCAGUUGGUGUAAAGCUCAGACAAAAGCCCGGCGGGCAUAGCCAGUUUCUGAGGGUCCAUCCCAGUUUGGAAAGAAACAUCCACUUGAGUCAGCUGUACUACACCAGGUCCACUACGAUCUAUGCCGAAAAAACGAUGACAAGAGAAUAUGUCGAGUUGCCAAGAAUGAGGAGGCAGAACAGGAAUCUGAUUCUAUGCUUGGACGGUGACAACAGCCAGAAUUUUAAAACCGGAACCCGCUCUAACAUUCAGCUCAUCCAUGAAUUGGUAGGUGACACAGAUGACUUACAAAACUGCUAUUAUGGGGAGGUCGGUGGCAGUGGCAGUGAACAUGUUCAACUAUGCGUGAUGAGGGCAUACCAAGUUAGCUACAUCAGUCCCCUCAUAGCAGCCACGUUUCCGGCAAGGCUAACCCCUUUUAUCAAGUGGUUGGCGAGAAAAUAUAGCGACAAGUAUGAUAUUUUUAUCUUCGGAUUUGCCAGCGGAGCCUUUGCGGCACAAGUCCUUGCACAGAUUGUUGACAACGUGGGAAUUUUCCAAGUUUCAUAUGUUUCCAAUCACCCGGAACGCAUCUGGGAUAUAUAUGAGGACUGGUACCGUGCUGUCAUAGGUGGCGAGGGCGGCGACGAGUGGGAAUACGAAGAUACUGCAUCAUCGCUACUUCGCAUAAAUAAAAUGCGCACGAAGUACUCUGAGCUAACAGACAGGGUUACAUUCCUGGGCUUAUUCGAUACGGCUAUGGCCACAUCGGACCUAGGAGUUAGGUUGACCUUUCACACUAGUUGGGGGCGGCAUCGCAAUCUUCCCUCGGAAAUUUCCCAUCCUGCUCUUAUAGUUCGCCAUGCAGUAGCACUGGACGAACGACGAAUUGCCCUGCACCCGAUCCUCGUUGGAGAACCGAUGUUUGAAGGCAUACAGGACGUUGAGCAACUCUGGUUUUCAGGUAGUCAUGCUGACAUCGGAGGGAUUGCAUACUCGGCCAACAACCUCCCAGUAGCCGGCGAAAAAGGUGGGAAUCUUAGUCUAAUCCCUCUAGUUUGGAUGAUCUGCGAGGCUGCGAAAGCGGGCCUAACCUUUGACCAAGGAGCUCUACGACAACUCUUUGGUGGAAACCCGCAGAAAACCAUCAAAGCGGCUUUAGAUAAUGAUGGUGAUCAUAUCAUCUACAGUGUGGUUCCAAGUGAUAGGCUGAGAGAGACAUGGUACCGAAUCGCCACAGUAGCCAAUAAACACCAGGAGGAUCAGUCUCUGCUGUCAUCCAUGAGCGAGUUUGCCAUGAGUCCCCUGCCCUAUCUCAAAGUCUAUUUGCAGGCGUUUGCAAUGGAGGGUUGGCCCCCUUGCUUUACCGGCGAACUAUCCCUCCCGGUAGUGCCGUGCAUAGCACAGUUUUUCACAGGAUGGACGAACACACGAACUAUUGUCCGGUUAACCUGAUGAGAUCAAGGGGAAAGACAGGCAUAUAUACACAGUGGCCAGCGUACAGAGUGAGAUAUAGGGGGGAUCCUGUCCGGGAGUGUUGCAUUUUAGAAUCCUGACCCUUAAUGUACACCGUAUUCGGAC